UUAUGUCGGCCUAACCGUGAAUGUGCCCACCGUUGAUAGCGUGUGCGUGAGUACACAUGUCUAACUUACGGUGUGUUUUUGUUACGAUCUCCGGACGAAAAAUGUCGGCGAUACGUAAAUUAGGGGCCGCCGCUAAGCUGCUGUCCACAGCCCGUUGGCCCAGCGGAUCCAUCCUGCAAUGUCGCACCAUGCAGCACUACCCUAUCGACGAGAAUCUUUUCGGGUUGACCGAGGAGCAGCAACAGCUGCGCCAAACCGUGUUCAACUUCACCCAGAAGGAACUCGCUCCGUUCGCACAGGAAAUUGAUAAGCAGAAUGAGUUCAAGGAUCUACGAAAUUUCUGGCGGAAGCUCGGGGAGCUCGGUGUGCUGGGUGUAACGGUGAAACCGGAAUACGGUGGACUGGGCGGCUCAUACCUCGAUCACUGCAUCGUAAACGAGGAGAUAUCUCGCGCAUCCGGCUCUAUCGCCUUGUCGUACGGUGCGCACUCGAAUCUGUGCGUCAACCAGAUCCACCGGAAUGGCACCGAAGAGCAAAAGCAACGCUAUCUCCCGAAGCUGUGCAAUGGUGAACAUAUUGGGGCACUGGCCAUGUCUGAGGCUGGAUCCGGCAGUGAUGUUGUCUCAAUGAAGCUUCGAGCGGACAAGCAUGGUGACUACUUCGUGCUGAAUGGUAGUAAGUUUUGGAUUACCAACGGUCCCGUGGCCGAUACCUACGUGGUUUACGCGAAGACGGACGGCAGCGCAAAGCCGCAGCACGGCAUUACUGCGUUUAUCGUGGAACGCGGUAUGGGCGGCUUCACGCAGGGACCGAAGCUGGAUAAACUCGGCAUCCGAGGCAGCCCGACUAGCGAGUUGAUAUUCGAGGAUGUGAAAGUGCCGGCCGCUAACGUGCUGGGGGGACUCAACAAGGGCGUGUACGUGCUGAUGUCCGGACUGGAUCUAGAGCGACUGGUACUGGCCGCGGGUCCCGUUGGGCUGAUGCAGGCUGCUUGCGACGUUGCCUUCGAAUACGCCCACACUCGAAAACAGUUUAACACCCGGAUCGGAGAGUUUCAGUUGUUACAGGGAAAGAUGGCCGAUAUGUACACGACGAUGAACGCGUGCCGCGCGUACCUUUACUCGGUGGCGCGUGCCUGUGAUGUGGGAAAGGCGAAUCCGAAGGAUUGUGCUGGUGUCAUUCUAUACUGUGCCGAAAAGGCAACGCAGGUCGCACUGGAUUCGAUUCAAAUUUUGGGCGGAAAUGGAUACAUCAAUGACUAUCCGACCGGGCGCAUCAUGCGCGAUUGCAAGUUGUACGAAAUCGGAGCUGGCACGUCGGAAAUUCGACGGAUGCUGAUUGGGCGUUCGCUAAACAAGGAGUAUCAGUGAUUUCGCGACAAAGGAAGUCGCUGUAGCGUGCCUUAAGAAGCGCACGAUCACGCAAGCUUUCCACGAUGUGGCUCAAGACAACAACAAAAAGUGCAUUUAAUAGUUUUAAUAUAGCAACGUUUUAUAAAAACGUUUCUGUUGGAAUUGAAAGACAGGUUGCAUUUUAUAAAUUGCAGAAACAGACAAAUGUCUAAAGCAGAACCUUGCCAAUAAAGAAAUAUUUU
Messenger RNA from Anopheles bellator, 1594 nucleotides. Its product is annotated as isovaleryl-CoA dehydrogenase, mitochondrial. Gene Ontology annotation, cellular component: mitochondrion. Lineage: Eukaryota; Metazoa; Arthropoda; Insecta; Diptera; Culicidae. The coding region runs from base 57 to 1370 and encodes 437 amino acids. Gene Ontology annotation, biological process: L-leucine catabolic process. The transcript is spliced from 4 exons. Gene Ontology annotation, molecular function: 3-methylbutanoyl-CoA dehydrogenase activity; flavin adenine dinucleotide binding. The record is from RefSeq and is a predicted model, not a curated record.